Molecule: messenger RNA, 1159 nt
Organism: Neltuma alba
Lineage: Eukaryota; Viridiplantae; Streptophyta; Magnoliopsida; Fabales; Fabaceae
Product: NAC transcription factor 29
Exons: 3
Coding region: 14-904 (296 amino acids)
Biological process (GO): regulation of DNA-templated transcription
Molecular function (GO): DNA binding
Source: RefSeq, a predicted model, not a curated record
UUCAACCCCUUAAAUGACAAUAACAAAAAUGGAGCAGGAUCUCCCUCCUGGCUUCAGGUUUCAUCCCACUGAUGAAGAACUCAUCGUCUAUUACCUUUAUAACCAGUACAGAUCAAAGCCAUGCCCUGCUUCUUUCAUCCCAGAAGUUGAUAUCUAUAAAUUCGAUCCUUGGGACUUGCCCGAGAAAGCAGAGUUUGAAGAGAAGGAAAGGUAUUUCUUUAGCCCACGAGACAGAAAGUACCCUAAUGGAGUGAGACCUAACAGAGCCACUGUGUCUGGGUAUUGGAAGGCCACUGGGACGGACAAGGCCAUACACAGUGGGUCCAAGCAUAUUGGGGUGAAGAAAGCUCUGGUUUUCUACAAAGGGAAGCCACCAAAAGGGGUCAAGACUGGUUGGAUCAUGCAUGAGUAUCGUCUCGUUGAAUCCAGGACUUCAUCACAAGCCAGAAACAAGCAUGUUGGGUCCAUGAGAUUGGAUGACUGGGUUCUGUGCAGGAUCUAUAAGAAGAAGAAUACGGAGAAGACGACGAUGGAGGAGAAAGAGGAAUUUCCCGCUACUGAGAAUCGUAAAGAAACAGCUACAGGGAAUAAUUAUCAGAAGAAUGAGCAAGAAAUGAUGAUGAUGAUGAAGCUUCUUCCAAGGACCUUUUCGAUUGCUCAUUUUGUGGGAAUGGAUAAUUACCUGGGUUCAUCAGUUUCACAGAUAUUUCCCGAAGCACGUUACAAUUCAACGUUUGAUCUUCAAAAUAACGCUUCGUCCAAUUCUGGAAUAGUGGAAUCCUUUGUCAAGCCUCAGAUAUUUCCAGACCAUAAUUAUGCACAAGAUUCUACAGGAAGUUUUCAAGUGAUGAAACAGAGUGGCGAGCAGCCAAUGUUUGUGAACCAAGUGCAUGCUGAUCUUUGAGGAUAUAUAUGACCAAUGAAGAAUAUAUGAUUGAUUGGAUUAUUAAUUUAGACAUAAAUCAAAAUGGAUCAACGUCAUUCAUAAGAUUCUUCCUGGACAUAUCUACUAUGUUACCACAGGAAUCCACACGCGCGCGCAAAACAAGCCAGGCUUCUUUUGGUUAAAAUUUGUAUAAGUGACUUUUAUUCCAACUGAUUUUGGUAAAAUGAGGUUGGGAUAAAAAUCAAUGAGCAUAAUAUGAUUUAUAUUUAGAUA